Molecule: messenger RNA, 1011 nt
Organism: Fonsecaea pedrosoi CBS 271.37
Lineage: Eukaryota; Fungi; Ascomycota; Eurotiomycetes; Chaetothyriales; Herpotrichiellaceae
Product: transaldolase
Exons: 2
Coding region: 1-1011 (336 amino acids)
Biological process (GO): carbohydrate metabolic process; pentose-phosphate shunt; pentose-phosphate shunt, non-oxidative branch
Cellular component (GO): intracellular anatomical structure; cytoplasm
Molecular function (GO): transaldolase activity
Source: RefSeq, a predicted model, not a curated record
AUGUCUACGCUUGAGCAAUUGCGGAAAUAUACUACGAUAGUAUGUGACACGGGCGACUUCGAAACGAUCAGCCAGUACUCGCCGCAAGAUGGCACGACCAAUCCCUCGCAUAUCCUGAACGCGGUCAAGCUGCAAAAGUACACCCACACGAUACCCGCCGCAGCGGCCUACGGCAUCUCCCAAGCACCAGACCUCGAAGGCCGGGUCCAGCACGCCGCGCUGCACCUGAUGGUGUCCUUUGGCGCGGAGAUCCUCCAGCGCCUCCCGGGCCGCGUGUCCACCGAGGUCGACGCGGCGUACUCGUUCGACCGCGACAGGACCGUCGCCGCCGCGCGGGACGUGGUCCGCCUGUACGAGACACGCGGCGUCGGCCGGGAGCGGGUGCUGAUCAAGAUCGCGUCCACGUGGGAAGGGCUGCAGGCGUGCCGGGUGCUCGAGCGCGAGGGCAUCCACUGCAACAUGACGGUGCUGUUCUCGAUGGUCCAGGCGAAGCUCGCCGCCGAGGCCGGGGCGUCGGUGAUCUCGCCCUUCGUGGGGCGCACCAUGGACUGGUUCCAGAAGUAUUUCCCGGGCAAAGACUACACCGGGCCCAAAGACCCGGGCGUCCAGCUGGUGUCGGACAUCUUCCGGUACUACAAGGCGUCGGGAGUCAAGACCGAGAUCAUGGCAGCCAGUCUGCGCAGUAUUGACGAGUGCGUCCAUCUCGCGGGCGUCGAUCUCAUGACCAUCCACGUCGCGGUGCUCGAGGAGCUGAAGAAUGCAGACUACGCGGUCAAACCUCGUCUACUUGCCAAGAAUAAUCAUCUUGAUCCUCACAAGGCGUCUUCUGGAUAUCUGCAAGACGAAGCGAGGUUCAGACUCGACCUCUUCAUGGAUGUGAUGGCGACGGAAAAGAUCAAUGAAAGCCUACGCAUCUUCUUCCGUGACGGCGAGGAGCUGAAGAAGCUGCUCCGCGACGCGAUUAUCUCGCAGACGAGCAGUCAGGCAAACGGCCACCAUGCCAGCGAUUGA